Molecule: messenger RNA, 2208 nt
Organism: Labeo rohita (rohu)
Lineage: Eukaryota; Metazoa; Chordata; Actinopteri; Cypriniformes; Cyprinidae
Gene: nub1
Product: negative regulator of ubiquitin-like proteins 1
Exons: 14
Coding region: 45-1802 (585 amino acids)
Biological process (GO): regulation of ubiquitin-dependent protein catabolic process
Molecular function (GO): protein binding
Source: RefSeq, a predicted model, not a curated record
GGAUUUUCCACUGACACUGGACGCUUUCGCUUUCAGCUGUAGAGAUGGAGGAGAAACACAUGCAGUCAGUGCUGAUCUCUCUGCUCAGGAAAGACAAUGUAUGUCUGUGGAUGGAGCCCUUCAGUUCUGACCAUCACAAGAUCCAGGAACUGGCUCACAAAUAUGUUGCAGCCACUGAGUUUACAUUGGAGGAGGUGAUUUCAACUCUGGAGAGCAUCAGAGCAGACACCAGCAGGAAAGAUGAAGGAAACAAGCAGUUUAAAGAGACAGCGGUGGCUUCACUGCAGCUGCACCUGCCCAAAACAGCAGAGGUGCUGAUGCAUUCAAAAAGGAAAGUUCAUUUACAAACCAAACUGGACAUCACCGUGCAAGAGCUGAAGAAACGGAUCAGUGAAUUCUGGAUUAAAACACUUCAAUUUUUUCUUAGAAAAAUACUGUCUCCAGGGAAGAGGCUUGAUGAACAGAACGUGAAGAACAACAGUAAGAUCAUGGUGCUGGUCUUGUCCUCGGAGCAAGUGAAGAAUGAGUUGCGGGAGGAAGAGGAGAAGAAGCGGCAGCAGGAUGAAGGAUUGCAGAGAACGCAUAAGGGUUUCCAGAUCCUGUCGGAGAGAGACGGCAGCGAAGAUCCGACCACCACCCCGUUCCUAGAGAUCGCCGAUCAGAAAGGAAAUCCACUGCAGAUCCCUGACAGCGAGAGGAAGGCUCUGAUCCUGGCGAUGGGUUUGCAUGAGAAAGGCCGAGCUCUGAUGAAGAAGAGGAACCACAGCGCUGCUCUGUCUCAUCUGGUGCAGGCCGACGAACAGUUCAAUAAGUGUAACUCGGCGCUGCUGAACACGGUGGAUAACUAUGCGGUUCUGCAGCUGGAUGUGGUUUGGUGUUACCAGGCUCUGCAGCAGCUCGACUGUCUGAACGACGCCAGACAACGUCUGGAACGAGCCGAGGAGUGUUUCAAGAGAUGCUACGGAGAACAGCAGAGCCGUCUGCAGCAGAUCAAGGGUCACACUGGAGGAGAGGAUGUGCUGUUUCUGAGGCUCUAUCUUCUUCAGAGUCUGCUGGCCUACUUCGAUGGCAACAAGAACCAAGCCUUGAACAAGUUCAAAAUCGUGGAGGAUCUGUACGGUCAGCUGUGUCUGGACCCUGAGAAGAUGGGCCUGCUGAUGACUCUGGGUUUCUCGGAGCAGGAUGCGCGUCUGGGUCUGAGAGCCUGUCGAGGAGACGUGGUGGCGGCCGAGCGGCUCAUCUCGCAGAGGAAGAAGGAGAAGAAGGAGCUGAAGGAGCAAGAGCGGGAGAAGAGGAGACGCCGUCUGCAGGACAUCAACACGCUGGUGGAGCUGGGCUUCAGUAAGAGAGACGCCGCCAAAGCCCUUCAUCAGACCAGAGGAGACGUGGACAAGGCCUACGGGGUUCUGCUGGACGGAGCUGAAGCUCAGCAUUCAAACAGACAGAAGAAACUGGAUGAGCUGCUGGAGAUGGGCUUUCAGGUGGACAUGGCCGACUCGGCGCUGAGGAUCAUGGGAGAUGAUGUGGUUCAGGCCACACAGAUGCUGCUGGACAACCAAGGAGUCGUUCCUCCUGACCUCCUGUCUCCAUCACCUCCAUCAUCCUCGUCAGAGGAGCCCAGCACCUCCUCCGACUCCACCGCUUCAGGUUCGAGUCGUCUUGAUGAGGAUCUGGUGAGCGAGGUUCUGGAAGACAUUCCCAGACAUGAAGAAGAUUAUCUGGAUGUGACGCUGGACGAGGAGAAGGAGCUGAUGGUGCAGAUCAGAUCUUACCUGGAGAAACAGAGCUCGUCCUCCGGAUGAGAACACUUCAAGUGUGUCAUUUCACCUCCAAAGACGUCGUUCAUGGUUCAUUAACGUGUUCUAGAAUAUAGUACGAUGGCAUUUUAUUUGUUUCAGAAAACACCCAAUCAUAAAGAUUUCCCUUUCUGUGUCACCUUAGAUUUAUACAAUGAUAAUAAGAAUAACGUUAAUAAUUUCAGUAAUAGUUGAAGCUUGAUUGAGGACGAAUGUCAGAGAAUGGUCACUUUAUUCAAAGAUUCGCUGAAGGGAACGUGUUCGUUUGGUUUGUGAUUCUAAACACUAAUUUUAUGAGCCGGUUCAGUUGAAGUGCUUUUAUUUCUUUCAGUUCGAUUCUGAUUCUUAUGUUCAUCUUAAUAAUGUUCAACUUCAGAACAUGCAAUAAACAUUCACUCAUUGUGAACGUUGA